Micropterus dolomieu (smallmouth bass) is the source of this 5269-nucleotide messenger RNA. RefSeq names its product NIMA-related kinase 1 (gene nek1). Gene Ontology annotation, biological process: protein phosphorylation. The transcript has 36 exons. The record is from RefSeq and is a predicted model, not a curated record. NCBI's taxonomy places the organism in Eukaryota, Metazoa, Chordata, Actinopteri, Centrarchiformes, Centrarchidae. Bases 174 to 4412 code for a protein of 1412 amino acids. Gene Ontology annotation, molecular function: protein kinase activity; ATP binding.
UGAUAUAAACCAAUUGGCGAUCGACAAACGUGAAGGUGACCAAUCAAAAUGCAGCAAAAAGAGAGCUGUAGUUAGACAGAGAGCGCGAGGGCGGUAACACGUACCAGAGCCUCUGUGAGACAGCAGCGAAAAAGACUAAUGACCCAGCAUGAAGAGCCAGUCAUUCCACUAGCAUGGACAAGUACGAAAAGGUGAAGAAAAUUGGGGAAGGGUCAUUUGGAAAGGCCGUCCUUGUGAAAUCCAAAGAGGAUGGACACCAAUAUGUCAUCAAGGAGAUUGGCAUAUCUGGGAUGUCAAGCAAAGAGAGGCAGGAAUCUCGAAGAGAGGUUGCAGUACUUGCCAACAUGAGUCAUCCCAACAUUGUCCAGUAUAAGGAGUCUUUUGAAGAGGGGGGCUGUCUGUAUAUUGUGAUGGACUACUGUGAGGGAGGAGACCUCUUCAAGAAGAUCAACUCUCAGAAAGGAGUACUGUUCUCAGAAGAGCAAAUCUUAGAUUGGUUUGUGCAGAUUUGCUUGGCACUGAAGCAUGUACAUGAUCGAAAAAUCCUCCACAGGGACAUCAAGUCGCAGAACAUAUUUCUGACAAAAGAUGGGACUGUACAGCUUGGAGACUUUGGAAUUGCCAGGGUGCUGAACAGCACUGUUGAACUGGCAAGAACAUGUAUAGGAACACCAUAUUACCUAUCACCAGAGAUCUGCGAAAAUAAACCGUACAACAACAAGAGUGAUAUUUGGGCCCUAGGGUGUGUCCUAUAUGAAAUGUGUACUCUUAAGCAUGCAUUUGAGGCUGGCAACAUGAAGAACCUAGUUCUGAAGAUCAUCCGCGGCUCAUACCCUCCCGUGUCUGUUCACUACUCCCAAGAACUGCGCUCUCUCUUGGCCCAGCUGUUUAAACGCAACCCUCGAGAGAGGCCCUCGGUCAGCAGCAUACUGGACAAACCUUUUCUGACCUGUAGGAUAGAGAGGUUCCUCACACCACAGAUCAUUGCUCAGGAAUUCCGCCAUACUUUUCUUCACAAGCAGCCUAAAGCGGAUGUGGUGCAGGGGACACCAGCCAAGCGUUCUGCCCCUGGCUCCAUACCACUUGCCCCAGCCCAGAAAAUAACCAAACCAGCCAGUAAAUACGGAGUGCCUUUAACUGUGAGGAAGGUGUCAGAUGCAGCCAAAAAGCCUGCAGAGAGGAAACCAGCAGUAAAGCAUAAACCGGCCCCUCUCCCAGGAGCCCCCAAGAGAAGAGUGAGGCAAAUGGAGGAAGAGAGGAAAAAACACGAGGACGGCAUCAGAAAGAAAAGGAUGGAGUUGCUUGAGAAAGAAAGGAAACAGCAGAUGCUCCUGUUGAAAGCGGACCAAAUGAAGAGAUAUGAAAAGGAAAAGAUCAAUCGUAUAAACCAAGCCAGAGAACAAGGCUGGAAGCAUGUCUUGAGUUCAAGUGGAGGUAGCAGCCCAGAGAGGAAGUGUUUUGUAGGUGGUGGAAAGGGUGCUGUCCUGAGCUCUGUUCAGGGUCCUUCUCCAGCCCCAGUCCCAAGUAAAAGCUCAUAUGAACACUACCACGCCGCUCUGGACCAAAUGGCUAAACCACAAGUCGUCAGCAGGCAGGGAUCCUCAGCGGGGCCAGGCAGUCCCAUUCGUGUACCGGCUGCUGCUGGCCCAGUGCUGCCCAACGGCCCCGCCCGACUCCUAAACUCUGAUGCAAUCAAGAGAGAACUACAGAGGCUGCAGCACGUUUCUAAACAAGCCCAUUUUAGUAGGCAGCGUGGUCAAAUGGCUGGUGAACGCGCGUAUCAGGUUGAGGAGUUUUUACAGAGGAGAAGAGAAGCCAUGCUCAACAAAGUUCGUGCUGAGGGACAGCUGGGUACUCGGCAAAAUCUGUCUGCAAUCUAUGGAAGCCGGGCUGGUUCGGUUCGGUGCAGGAGACCAAAAGCCAACAAAGAGGAGGAGGAGUACUUGUCAAGACUGAGGCAGAUCCGCUUGCAGAACUUCAAUGAGCGUCAGCAGAUCAAAGCCCGACUCAGAGGAGAGAAGUAUGACAGCGAUGGUUCUGACAGCCAGGAGUCCAGUGAGGAGGCAGAGCUCAGGAAAAAGAAGAUAGAGGCUUUAAAAGCCCAAGCAAAUGCCCGUGCUGCCGUGCUGAAAGAGCAAUUAGAGAAGAAGAGGAAAGAAGCAUAUGAGAGAGAAAAGAGAGUUUGGGAGGACCAUCUUGCAGCUCGGGGGUUGAAGGUUGGCAUGGCAGCAGGGAGCGUAGCGUCGUCGGCAGUAGCAGCAGCAGCAGCAGCAGCAGUAUUAUCUACCUCUGACAGUCCUCUUCCACAGCCAAGUCCUGUUCAGCCAGACCCAGCUGCCAAAGCUCCAGCCCUGCCUGCAUCCAAACCCUCCAAGCCAGCUAUAUCCAUGACUGCUGCCCUGAAGCAAGUUGGAGCAACCACUCCACUAAAGACAAGCUUGCCUGAGCCAGAGACUUCUACGGGCAUCCAGAGUGAGAAAAAGCAGAUUCUGCGCAGACUUAACCAGAACCUAAAAGCCCAGAGCCCAGUGGAGGAGGUGGAGGAGUCACUUCCACCCCCUGCAGAACCAAGUCCUGUACCCCAGCAGAACGAGUCUGACACAGAGAAACGUCCAUCUUCCAACGGAGAUCGGAAGAAGUGGGAUGCAGCAGAACUGCCUGUACUUCCUGUGGCUCAGCAAACCUUGGAGGAAACCUGUGAAACCACAACAAUCACCUCCUCAGUGUCUCCAGACGAUCGACCAUCUUCUGGUGGAGACAGGAAGAAGUGGGAGGCAGGAGUUCCCUUUGUCCCCUCUGUAGCCCAACAAACUCUAGAGCAGACAUGCAUCACCACCAUUGAGCAAACUGCAGGUGAAGUCAUACAGAUUUGUGGGCUACAGGAAGAAGCUCCUAGGAAGGUGUGGGGGGUGAGUCCAGACUCUCAGGUGCUCAGAGUACUUCAGGAGGCAGAGCUUCAGCCUCUCACCCAGCAACUGGAGAAUGUCACCAUCUCUGAGGAAGAGUUUUCUAGCACUGAUAAGCCGGACCAACCAGCAGCUGCUGAGAUUGUGAAGACACCUAAAGAAGUGUUGCCCUGUAAGCAAACGCCAUCUGCUGUGGUUCAGAGCACAGAGGUUCAGAAGGAGAGUGCAGACACCACUGAUUCCUCACGUCAGGAAAUGUCUGUUGCCGGUGUAGUGGAAAGAGUGAAGCUGCCACCCAACUUAACUGAGACUCAGGAUCCAGCAGACCUGGAGUCGGUGGUUUUGGAAGAGACACCUAAACAGGCCUCACGUCCCCUUGCUCUUGUGCAGCAGGCAUGGGAGCUGGAAGCCCAACAGCCAAUGCCACCAGAGGGUAUCACAAGACCAGCAGGCACAAAAGAGGUUUACAAGAGUGCAGAAAAACCAACUGAAUCUUCCGGUUUAGCACAGUGCGAGGAGCCCCUUUUUAUGAAGUUGUGUUCCCCGGCCCACCGACGCACUGCUGCCCUUGCAGUCCUCUCAGCCCAGUCCUCCAUGGAUGAAUCAUCCUCCUCUCUGGCCUCUCGCUCGCGCUCUGUCUCACCCCUGCGCUCCAAACACCAUGACGCCCUCCUCAUUGGUCUCUCUACAGGCAUGUUUGACGCCAACAACCCCAAGAUGCUGCGGACAUGCUCUCUGCCAGACCUCAGUCGUCUCUUCAGCCCUCAGCAGGACUCUGCAGUGACUAGGGAUGUUAAUGUUGCCCCAGACAACAACCUGGAAAUCGAGGACCUGGAUGACGUAGCUAAAGAUGCUGAUCAGUCAGAGACUGAAGAUGCAUAUGAGGAUGAAGACCUGCGGGACAUCCGGGCCUCCAUGGAGAGACUGCUGCAAGAAGAGGUUGGCGCAGGAGACUUUAAUGGAAACCCACCAGAGGGCGAAGACCAAGAGCUAUUCAACAGGAUAGCAGCCGAGAUCAAUCAGGACAACAUUCGAAUGGCUGUAGACGACGACGACGACGAUGACGAAGAAGAGGAUGAGGAGGAAGACGAGGAUGAGGAGGACGAGGAUGAGGAAUGCUCAAAUGGGAGCCCUGGUGAUGAGGAAGCAGGGGAACUGCUUACCAAUGGUGUGGGAGAGGAGAGCCACAGUAAUAACAGCCAGCUCAAUGAAGAGUGGCAUUCAGAUGGCAGUGGAGAGGACCAGGGCGGAGAGGCUGUGCAUCAUGACAGCAUCUUCAGUCGCCUGGAAGAACUUCGCUUCGACCUGGAGCAGCAGAUGGGCUUUGAGAAGUUCAUUGAGGCUUACAAUAAGAUUAAGGCUAUACAUGAAGAUGAAGAUGAGAAUAUUGACCUGGGCUCCAGUUUGGUCUUCAACAUUUUGGGAACUGAGCACCAGCAUCUGUAUCCCAACAUCCUUCAUCUAGUGAUGGCAGAUGGCGCAUACCAAGAAGAUAAUGAUGAAUAAUGUUUCGUGCAGCGGAGCUGCUGGAAGCUAUGACAAUCUGCUAGCUAUCUGAUGUCUUCCCAUGACGCACAUCAUUUGCAGAAGGAUCUAUGCAUGAAGUGUUGCAGCCACAUCUAACAGUGUUUCAGGCACACUUGCAUGAUGAAUAACUAGUACACUCUAGGCUGUAUUUCAUAAUUUUGACUAUCAGCACCUGACACUAUUUUCUCACCAGUGUUCAUCAAAAGUGUGUUAUCAAAUACAUGUUCUUAUUAACCAAAGUUAACUUCAAAGUUCUGUCAAAUGUUUCUGAAAGUCUAUGUCUGUAAAUGAAUGAAACGCAUGUAUUGUCACACUGGUUAAUAACAUAAAUCCGGUUGUGUUUCAGUUUGUUGUUGGCUCAGUUGGAAUCUACAGUGGCAUUUCAUUUUGGUGGGCAAAGAUCUGGUCCUCUCAGGGACUCUCUUUCUAAUUGUCACACAAUACUCAACCAUAGCUUCAAAACGUAAACCAGGUUACCCUCAAACCACGUGUACCAUGACCUACUCAGAACCACUUGAACCUCCUUUUCUUACAACUCUUGACCAAACAAGAAGUUAAAAAUUAUCUAAUACAUUUUCCACAUUUCUUACUGUUUCAGUUAACCCAAAUUAAAUAAAAUGUUUCUGUGAGACUGAUGUAUGUCGCCAAGGUACUGUAGCAAGACUGUGGCGUUAGAGUGGUGGGUGUGAUGUAGUGGGCCAGGUCAGAUUGAUGUUCUGCGCAGAGAAUUGUCCUGACGAUUUACGCAAUGGUACAGAUGUUAACAAUUCCUAUUUGAUUAUACAUUAAAUAUUGUAAAUCUUUAUAUUAAAUAAACACUUUUUUUAAGAACCUGA